AUGAUAUCUAGGUCAUUCCAUGGACUCAGAAGUGGGAAUAAGAACCAAAGUAUAUCAUUCGUUAGAAACUUUUCUAGGUUACUAACUAAGGAUCCUAAUGACAUAACUGUAUCUGAACUUCAAUCCAUACAACAAGAAUUAGAACAGCAAGAAACACAAUCUGAUGAUACAAAUUCACGAAUCUCAUUACUUGCAAAGAUAAGCAAUUCAAAUAAUCUCGAGAAACAAUCAUUAGUGAAUGAGAUCAUCCCUUCAUUCUCAUUAUUCUUUAAGUUAAGCAAACAUGAAGAUAAUGUGAUAACAACGAAUGAGAUCUUAAGUCGAUUAAUUGAGAUAAAUCCAGGUAGAGUUCAUUCAUCGUGGGAUUUGUUUAAACAAUAUGAAAACGGAUUGAUUCGAGGUGUUAGUCCCGAGUUGGUUAAUCAAUUAUUACGUAAAUUGAUUCAUGGAGAAAAUUACGAACAACAAAAUCAAGAAGAAGAUGAAAAAUAUGUGAUCUCAUUGGAGAAUUGUCAAAAGAUUGAUUACUUAUUAAAGACUCAUGUGGAGAGUCAUGAAUAUGUAAAGGAUAGCAUAAGUCUGUUGGUUGAUACAUUGAUUGAAAAUGACUUGUUGAUUUAUUUAACUUUAUUAAUCAAGAAUAAUCAACUUAAGAUUUUCAAUAGUCAAGUUAUUCAAGAUUUUCUUAACAAAGAUACCGUUGCAGAUGUAUCAUAUUUAACAUUAUUUCAAAUAUUAUUCCAACAAGAUCCCAAAUUAUUAUCAAAGCAACAAUUAGUGGAAGCAUUAAAUAUCCUUGAACGUCAUUCAGUUGAUUUUUUCAUGGUUCAUAAUAAAAAGCAACAGAAAUUAAUAGAAGGUACUAAACAUGAAUCUUCUAUAGACUUAUCCCUUGAUCCUAAACAAUUAGAAUUAGAUAUCGUAUCAUACAUUGAAACCAAUCAUUUGGAUUUAGAUAAGACUCCUGAAAGUUUAUUGAUUAGAUUAAAGUUGAUUGAAUAUUAUGGAAUUGAAGUUAAUAAUCUCGAUAAAACCUUAAAGAAAUUCCAUACUUAUCAAACUCAUGAAAAAUUCGGUAUUGAAUUUAUUCAAAUCAAUCUUGUCAAGAGUUUUAUUUAUCAAAGUUUUGAUCAAAAUGAUGAAACGUUCCUUAAAGUUGGAGAGACUUUAAUCCCCCAAGAUGAUCAAAUCGCUGUCAAAGUUUUACAAAUGUUAAUCAUUGGUCAUUCUAGUUUUAAUGAUGAAGCAAGUUUAAAACUCUAUAAUGACUAUAUCCAAAAAGUUCCAAAACAGAUCAAUAUCCAUACUAAGAGAUCACCCGCUGGUUUAUUAACCGAGUCAUUAAUCGUUGCAAAUCUCUACAAUAAUGAUCGUAAUUUCGCUCAAUUGAUUCUUGAUAAAGCCAUUGAGAAUAGUAUCUUACACGAUGAGUUCGAAAUCACUCAUAUCAAAACUUGGUUAAAGAAAUAUGGAGAGUCAUUUGUUGAUGAUGAUAAUUGGAGUUUAGCCAAACCUAUAUUUAAGAGUCAUAUUUUAAAAUAUGUUAAACUAUUAUAG
Scheffersomyces coipomensis is the source of this 1557-nucleotide messenger RNA. RefSeq lists its product as uncharacterized. The coding region runs from base 1 to 1557 and encodes 518 amino acids. The transcript has a single exon. The record is from RefSeq and is a predicted model, not a curated record. Lineage: Eukaryota; Fungi; Ascomycota; Pichiomycetes; Serinales; Debaryomycetaceae.